This is a messenger RNA of Myzus persicae (green peach aphid), 2598 nucleotides long. RefSeq lists its product as uncharacterized. Lineage: Eukaryota; Metazoa; Arthropoda; Insecta; Hemiptera; Aphididae. The transcript is spliced from 12 exons. The coding region runs from base 512 to 2443 and encodes 643 amino acids. Gene Ontology annotation, biological process: peptidyl-glutamate ADP-deribosylation. The record is from RefSeq and is a predicted model, not a curated record.
GAAUUCUUAAAUGUAUGGUCACAUUAUGUAGAUAAAAAAGAUUAAACAAUGUAAAUAUUCUUAAUCAUCAGCAAUACUAUUACAGUAGUCAGUAAUGCAGUGUUAAAGAGGUUUAGAGGUUUAAGUGGUGUUAUAGUACCUAGCUCAUUACUGAUUACAUAUUAUUGUUGAACGAACGAAUAGCAUUUGUUUGAUUAAUGGUGAUUGAUAAAUUAUAUUAUAUGGAUGUUACUUGAUUGCUUAUUGACAUUUAAGGACGAUAUUACAUUAUAGAUUUCCAUAGUAAUUUAUACAACUACUAUUUAUUUCAAACUUUUCGAUCAUAAUGAAUAAUGUACUUAAUAAAUAUGAGUAGGUAGUUGCAUAACAAAAUAUUUUAAAUUAUUCAAGUUAACAAAUUAAAUGUUAUAUGGUUAUUAUUUUUUGUGUAGUUGUUAAUUAAUUUUAUAUACAUAAAUAUAAUAGUUUUCUUGGAUUCUACUUUUGUUUAAAAAGCUAAUUUCUAAUCAAAAUGGACCGAAAGAAAAGAUCUAAAAGGUCCAAAGAAGAAUCAACAAAUAACAAAAAGAAGGAUGUAAAACAGAACAAAGUUAAAGAUAAGAAAUCAGGCAAAAAAGAGAAACACAGUGACAAUGAAGAUAACAUAAGUCAAGGAAGCAAUCAAUCUUUUUGUGAAGAUCAGAAGGGUUCAAACAACAUAAUUUGUAAAAAAGAUUCUGACAAAUAUGAAUUGAAACAGAAUGAAGCACACAAAAUUGAUUGUCAUGAGGAUUUGAAAUGUAAACCAUCGGAUGAUGAUGAAAAGAAAGAAUGGCAUGUUAAAACAAAACACAAAAACAAAACAAGCCACCAAAGUUUGAGUGAAGAACAAAACAAUCAUACAAAUAUUCAAAAGCAAAGCAAAUUGUAUGACACAAAUUCCAUACAGGAAAACAACAUUGAUUCACAUGAACCAUUAACUAAAAAAGGAGGAAGAAGGAGAAAUAAAAACAAAAAUAAAAAUAGUCAAGAGCAAAGUAGAUUUGGUGAUUUUGAUUCAUCAACUGAUACAUUUAAUCAGAAAAAAGUAGACGAUCGAAACAACAUUAAUUCGGAUAAAGAAUAUACAUUCAAUUUAUCAAAAAUUGAUGACUCAGAAGUACGGAAGGAUAAAAACGAAAACAACAAAAAAACUAGUCCCCAAAGUUUGAGCGAAGAACAAAAAUAUCAUAAAAAGAUUCAAAACCAAAGAAAAUUGCCUUACAAAGAUUCUAAUGAAGACUAUUUAAAAAAAAAAACAGCACACAAUAGAACAAACAGUGAUUCACAAAAGGACACACGUAUAUCAGUAACUAAAGAUGGAGAAGAAAGAUGGAGGGAUAAAAACAAAAAUAACAAUGGUGAAAAGCAGAGCAGAUUUUCUGACAUAGAGAAAAGUAUUUUUGAGGAAAUAGAUGAAGACAUUUUCAAAUUAUCAAAAGAUUAUUCUCUUGCCCAUUGUGUUGCUGAAGACUUACGAAUGGGAGCAGGCAUAGCUGUUGAUUUCAAACGCAGCUUUGGUGGUGUGGGUAAACUAGUUGAUCAGAAAUUAAAAGUAGGAGAUGUUGGUACAGUUAAGCGCCAUGAUCAAUAUGCAUUUUAUUUGGUAACAAAAAAAAGUAGCAAUGGUAAACCUACAAUGGUGACAAUGGAAAAAGCGCUCCAUUCUCUUUUAAACAAAAUGAAAGAAAACAAUUUAACAAAAUUAGGAAUACCAAAAAUUGGUUGUGGAUUGGAUAAACUUGAUUGGUCUGAAACAAAAUUGCUUAUCAAUAAAAUUUUUUAUGGAUCUGGUAUUCACAUAACAGUAUGUGUACCUUCAAAAUUAUUAGAUUCAAAAAAAACGCAGAAAUUAAAAGUUUACAUUACACCAAAACAUUUAUGGCAGAUGCAACAAGAAACAAUUAUUAUUUUAUUUAUCGAUUUAGAACAAAUAUACAAAAAGAAUUGGACAGACCCUAUAAUAGAUGCAGUUGACGCUAAAUACCCACUCAAAGAAAAUUUAUUAAGAUACGUUAAAGAUAAAAAGUUGGACCCUGGAGACAUAAAAAGAUUCGAUGUUAAGAAUGAAAUUAUAUUUUGUAUUUUUACCACUCAAAGUACAUAUUAUGGUUCUCUAGAAAAUGGAUUCAAAGAGAUAAAUAAAAUCAAAAACUAUAAUUAUUUGGCUAUUGAAAGUGGCCCUAUUGAUUACCCUAGCGAUAAAUUCCAACAUAUAUCAUGGAUAGUAUUAAUAUUUCGCUCGGUUAUUCACUUUUCUGAAUUAUGGUUAUGUGGCAAUGUUAAACAAUCAGAAACCCAUGUAUUUUAUGAUGAAUAUUGUAGAAAUGUCCAGUACCCUAUGAAUCAUUCAUUUCAAUAUAAUUCUCCAACUCAAGGAAACUACAGAUAUAAUGAUGAUUUUCAUAGUUUUAGUACAAAAUAAAAACAAGUAAUCAAAAUUGAGGGUGUCAAAAUAGUUUCUACAAAAACAGAUACAUAAUUCUAUACAGGCAUCUAAAUAAUAAAACUAUUAUGACAUAUUGAACAUGUGAUACUUAUAUAAUCUGUUUGAAUAAAUGUGUUACUAUUUUCAAUUAA